Erpetoichthys calabaricus (reedfish) is the source of this 1324-nucleotide messenger RNA. Its product is annotated as caspase-14-like. The transcript is spliced from 8 exons. The coding region runs from base 69 to 1193 and encodes 374 amino acids. Gene Ontology annotation, molecular function: cysteine-type endopeptidase activity. Gene Ontology annotation, biological process: proteolysis. NCBI's taxonomy places the organism in Eukaryota, Metazoa, Chordata, Cladistia, Polypteriformes, Polypteridae. The record is from RefSeq and is a predicted model, not a curated record.
GUAGUCUUACGUCGCAUCCGCCAGUUCUUCGCUUUUGACUCGAUAAGGUUUUUCUUUUUUAAGUAAACAUGAGCGAUGUUCACGACCUGGUACUUGGUAUCAUCGACGAACUUACUAAAGACGAUUUUGAGCGUUUCAAAUUUUACCUUCAAAAUGUAAAGAACGAACAUGGUGGGACGAUCAAGAAAUAUAAAAUCGAGGACGUUAAACGGAACAAUUUAGUGGAAGAGAUGAUUAGUCACUUCACUAAAGAGCGCGUAAUAGAAAAGACGAAAUUUGUGCUGGAGAAGAUUCCUCGGCUCGAUCUCGCGGUUAAGCUGCCUGAAGUACCCAGUUCUGGCCGAAUAGAGUGCCCAGCAGAAACAACGUCAAAAAGGAAACAUGGAGCUGAGUGUGGUGACGUUUCUGCUGCAAAACAAGUUCAACUGAGCAAUCCGCCGGACAAUGGACUUCAGGAACAAGCCUCUGAAGUGGAUCAUACGACAUCUGGUUUGUGUAAAUAUGACUUGCAACAAAUGCGGCGUGGGCUGGUUUUGUGUGUCACUAAGGGCAGAGAAGGCUCAGAAGAAGACCUGAACAACAUCAGUAAAAUAUUUACGAAGAACAGAAUUGACUUUGCAAGAGUUAUUAAUCCCAAAGGAGAGGAAUUUCUGCCUAAAAUCAUGGCUUUUAGAGAUGAAAUUAAUAACGCCAGGGAAGAUACCAGCUGCAGCUUUGUUGUUCUCAUGUCACACGGAAACCAGGAUGUGAUCAAGGGAGUAGAUAAUGAUGAAGUGAAGCUCCAGAACCUGUUCACUCUCUUCAACAAUGAGCAGUGUCCGAAAUUGCAGAACAAGCCGAAAGUGUUCAUCAUACAGGCCUGCAGAGGAAGUAUAAAAGAUAAAGGAACACGUUACAUAGAUGACGACACUGACUUUGAGAAGGAGAAUGUUGUCAGGAUGCUGCCCACUACAAGUGACACUCUGGUGGUUUAUGCAUCCAUGCCAGGAUAUGUAGCCAUACGUAACUCAGUGCUUGGAUCUCGACUCAUCACUGAAAUGGCCAACAUCUUUGAAACCUUCUCUGACCGGCACCACAUCGUGGAUCUCUUUACUAUGGUGAAUGAAAGGCUUGUCCAUAAUUACAAUCGUAAAGAUCUGAAAUCAACUAUGGUAUUGGAGAGCACUCUGACCAGGGCACUUUAUCUGAGCUAAAUUAUGCAGUAUUGAUAAAUGCAGUUUUAGAUUUUCAGCUGUUCUUUUCUGAGUUUUUAAUGUCUUUGUAAUUUUGUAUGCCAGUAUGAGCAAUCCUACAUAAAAAACUCCAUCAAUAAAGUGCCUUUACA